This is a messenger RNA of Gigantopelta aegis, 546 nucleotides long. Its product is annotated as circumsporozoite protein-like. NCBI's taxonomy places the organism in Eukaryota, Metazoa, Mollusca, Gastropoda, Neomphalida, Peltospiridae. Bases 1 to 546 code for a protein of 181 amino acids. The transcript has a single exon. The record is from RefSeq and is a predicted model, not a curated record.
AUGGCAAGACAAUUAACACUAGAGUUGUGUAAUUACACGAGAAAGGUUCCUUCCAAUGUAGAAAUCCCACCCACUCCCAACUCGCAGUAUCCUUCCAAUGUAGAAAUCCCACCCACUCCCAACUCGCAGUAUCCUUCCAAUGUUGAAAUCCCACCCACUCCCAACUCACAGUAUCCUUCAAAUGUAGAAAUCCCACCCACUCCCAACUCGCAGUAUCCUUCAAAUGUUGAAAUCCCACCCACUCCCAACUCACAGUAUCCUUCAAAUGUAGAAAUCCCACCCACUCCCAACUCGCAGUAUCAUUCAAAUGCUGAAAUCCCACCCACUCCCAACUCACAGUAUCCUUUAUAUGUAGAAAUCCCACCCACUCCCAACUCACAGUAUCCUUCCAAUGUAGAAAUCCCACCCACUCCCACCUCACAGUAUCCUUCCAAUGUAGAAAUCCCACCCACUCCCAACUCGCAGUAUCCUUCAAAUGUAGAAAUCCCACCCACUCCCAACUCGCAGUAUCCUUCCAAUGUAGAAAUCCCACCCACUCCCAACUGA